Messenger RNA from Mauremys reevesii (Reeves's turtle), 8457 nucleotides. It is a transcript of the gene PALM2AKAP2, whose product is annotated as PALM2 and AKAP2 fusion. The record is from RefSeq and is a predicted model, not a curated record. The transcript is spliced from 19 exons. The coding region runs from base 1018 to 4986 and encodes 1322 amino acids. Gene Ontology annotation, biological process: regulation of cell shape. Lineage: Eukaryota; Metazoa; Chordata; Testudines; Geoemydidae. Gene Ontology annotation, cellular component: membrane.
GAGAGCUGCAGGGAGCUAGCUGGUGGGCUUUGGUAGGAAGUUUGGGGUCAGAAAAAGCCUUCCUGUAGGUAUUCUUUUACAGGUAGGCAGCUGGUGGCAGGAAGUGCUGGAGACUCUCUGCAGUGGGCAGAAACAUGGAUGCAUUGUGAGCCUGGGAAGGGGUAUGAGACAGGCUGAGAACAACCUUUCCUUGAAAACAAAACAACCCUUCUUUGCAAAGGAAAAGGUUAAUUUUACUUCCAGUCCUGAUGUUAAACACAGAACUGAGGACCUUUUGCACAAAUGGACACAAUGUGGAGGAGAGAGAGGACAGAAAAGGGUAUUCAUCAAGGUUUGAACCCAGGAUAUUCUGCUCCAUAAUACAACUCUCAGCUGCUCCUGUACCUCAAGCAAUCAGGUGUACGUUAUCCUCUGUGGACCAGCCCCUAAAGGAGAGACAGCAGAAGGUUUUGCCACAUUCCAGUGUGUUCUAGCGUUCCUGUGGUCCAGCAUCUUCAGUCCUCCUUGGUUCUCUCCAGGAUUCCAGAAUCAUCCUCAUCGUGGUCAGAGUUUGUUCCAUGGGACAAUCGGGGUCCAUCCCUUGGACAGGCAGGGUUUGUGCCUAGGACAAGCAGACAGACGAUACAGGAUGGGGAGGGCGUGAAGAUUAGCCCAUUUUCUGAGCGGCCUCAGAAGUAUGCAAGAUUCUAUCACAUUUUGAAGGAAAGAAUAAUUAUAUACAUGGACAUAAAUGGAAGAAAACACCAAGAUCCAUCUUGGUACUGACUAUAUUGAAUAUUCUUAUUAAUGACCCUGGCACAAAAGGCUGUGCUGAGACCUCCUUAACUCUUCACACACUCCAGAGGGGAAGCAGAAAUCAGACGGGGAAAGGGGAGCGAGAGAGAAACGAGAGCUCACAGCUCCAUCUUGCAAACAACAAAAAGGAUUGUGCUAAAACGACGGAAGAGCAACCAAGCGGGAGCCAACACCGCAGCCCGUCACACAUUUGCCGCUGAGGAGAAAAGCCCCUCCCCAGCAAUGGAGAUGGCGGAGGCAGAAUUGCACAAGGAGAGGCUGCAAGCCAUAGCAGAAAAAAGGAAAAGGCAGACAGAAAUAGAAGGCAAGAGACAACAGCUUGAGGACCAGAUACUUCAACUACAGCAUUUCAAGUCAAAAGCGCUUCGAGAAAAAUGGCUGCUGCAGGGUAUUCCCGCUGGCUCAGCAGAAGAAGAAGAAGCCAGAAGGAGGCAGUCAGAAGAGGAUGAGCUCAAAGUGAAACAGCUUGAAGACAACAUCCACAGGCUGGAACAAGAAAUAGAGAAGCUAGAAAGUGAAGAAUCCCAGAUAUCUGCCAAAGAGCAAAUCAUCUUGGAGAAACUAAAGGAGACAGAGAAAUCCUUUGAGGACUUUCAAAAGAGCUUCUCACACCGGGAUGGUGAUGCAGUAAAUUACAUUUACUCCCAGAUCCCCGAACUCCCAGCCCUCUAUUCACGAACAGCAGAGCCAGUUCCUGGGUGGGACGGAUCCAGCAGGGUAACUGCUUUGUACGCCAUGGAAAUUAAUGUGGAGAAAGACAAACAGACCGGAGAGACCAAGAUUCUCUCUGCAUCACCUAUUGGCCCAGAGGGGACCCAUCAAAGAGGAUUCAAAGUCUAUGAUGAUGCUACCAAGGUAGUCUAUGAGAUUCACUCUGGAAGCACAGUGGUAGAAAAUGGAGUACAUAAAUUAAGCUCAAAGGAUGUAGAUGAACUUAUACAGAAAGCUGGACAAUCAAGUGUAAGAGGAGGAUAUGAAAUGACUCUGUCAGCCAGGAAUGUGAUAGCAGAUGGAAACCUUAGCCACGUGAAGGAACAAAUGCUCUUCAAAGAGGCAAAAUUAGAAAUGGUACAUAAACCUAGCAAGGGGAAUUCUGGGAACCCUCAACACCAAGCAAAAAUCUCUGGAGAUGAAGUCCCAGAGGCCAGCAUGGAUCAACCAGUGACAAUGAUUUUUAUGGGUUACCAAAACAUUGAUGAUGAAGAGGAGACAAAAAAAGUGCUGGGCUAUGAUGAAACUAUCAAGGCAGAACUGGUCCUCAUCGAUGAAGAUGAUGAAAAGUCCUUGCGUGAGAAGACCGUGACUGACGUAUCCACCAUGGAUGGAAAUGCAGCUGAACUGGUCUCCGGAAGGCCUGUGUCUGACACAACAGAGCCCUCCUCUCCAGAGGGGAAAGAAGAAAUUCUGCCCAUGGAACCAGUCCCAGGAGUGAAGGGAAUGGCUGUGUUGCCUAAGGAUGGAAGAGGAUCGUGCUCAUGUGAAAGCCCUGAAACAGCAGUGACUGGGAUGAAAUCAUCCAGAAUCCCUGAGGAUGACAUCAGGUUAAGAAAAGACAAAGACCGAAAUUGUGCCAAUAUCCCGGAGCCUGUUAGUGUACUUGCUACAAAGGAAGAGAAAAUGGAAAUUGAAGUCCCAGUCUCGGAACAUAAAAACAUCACUGUGGUGGCUUCAACACAUCCUGUAGACAAUGAAACCCACUUCUUUUCGCCUGUUGCCAGUCACAAUGGACUUAAGGACAGGCAUGAAUCCCUGGAUAGUGAAGUUGCUAAAGAGAUCAGAUAUCUAGAUGAAGUGCUGGAGGCCAACUGCUGUGAUUCUGCUGCAGAUAACACCUUCAAUGGGACAUGCUCCCCUGAGCCAAGUGCAAACAUUGUGGAUGCCUCUGGUCCACCUGUUCCUGUUAACAGUGAGUCAGUACCCAAUGAAAAGGACGUCAUAAUAGCUGGCAGGCAAGCAUCCCCAGUCAUUGAACUGAAUGAAACCAAUGUAAUGGCUGAGAAGCUGAAACCUAAUGGCCAUUCUUCAGAUGGACAGAAAGAGGAGCUUUGUGGCAAUCUAAAAAUGCCGGCGAGUCCAAGUUCUUCAACAAGUUCCAGAAGAUCCUCAAAGGAUGGAGAACUGACCUUAACUACUAUUAAGAAAGAGGCUAAGUUUGAACUGCGAGCCUUCCAGGAAGAAAAGAAGCCAUCCAAGCUCUUUGACAAUGAUAACGAGAAGGAGAAGUACAGUGUCCGGAAAGUGAGGCCAUCAGAGGAAAUUAUUGAACUUGAAAAGGAAAGAAGGGAGCUUAUUAAGAGCCAAGCGGUAAAGAAAAAUCCUGGCAUUGCGGCCAAAUGGUGGAACCCACCCCAAGAAAAGACACUGGAGGAGCAGUUAGAUGAAGAGCAUCUAGAGUCCCACAAGAAGUACAAGGAACGCAAGGAGAGGCAGCAGCAGCAAAGCACAACACCAACGUCACCAAAACAGGUGGCCUAUUCCUUUGUACCUCCAGAGCCAGGCUGUGUUAAAAAAGACGAUAUUGUCACAGAGCAGAUAGAUUUUUCGGCGGCCAGGAAACAGUUUCAGUUAAUGGAAAAUUCAGGUCAGUCUAACAGCCAGAUUGCACCAAAGAGAUCAGGGGCACCCAAAAUGUUCUCCAUCAAACCCUUCUACAAACCCAUUGGCCCAUCGCAAAUAGACAGGCCAACGGUUUCCAUGACAAGACCUGCUUCUGUCCCGCUUGAGAAUAAUGAUAUAACCAUUGUAAAAGCUCAGAAGGUCUCCUGUGUCUCAGAGGGUCAUCCUAUAAAUAUUCAAAGUAGUCCAACAGACCCAGUAAGAGAAUUGUCUUACGGUGAUACCUCAAAGACUGGACAGACCACAAAAUUAUGGGCAGACGACAGUGAAUUCAUGAGUGCGAGAGCAGUCUUUAUGGUGGUAAAGGACGAUGAGCCUGGCAUUUUAGAUCAGUUUUCGAGGUCGGUCAAUGUGUCUUCUCCUCCAGAGGAGCUGGACUCUGGUUUGGAUGAAUUGUCGGUGAGAUCUCAGGAUACCACAGUCUUGGAAACUCUUUCCAAUGAUUUCAGCAUGGAUAAUAUCAGUGACAGUGGUGCUUCUAAUGAGACUAUGAAUCCCCUCCAAGAAAACUCACUUGCAGAUUUCUCUCUACCACAGACCCCCCAAAUGGACACCCCCUCAGAGUGCCGGGUAGGUGUUUCCAAGUCAUUUAGUGACCACGGCUUUUACUCCCCUUCCUCUACAUUGCUAGACUCCAUGCUGGUUGAUGACCAGCUGGACUACCAUGCUGGCCUACUAGUUCAAAACGCAAUUCAACAAGCCAUAGCUGAGCAAGCUGACAAAACAGAGUCUAAACAAGCGACGGACAAAGCGGAGAGGAAGAACUCUAUCAAAGGCCAGGAAGAAGUCAGCACAGCACCGUGUUCUGUGAAGGAGCAGAGCACAACAUUUGAGCCACCUCAGGUGUCUUCUCCUGUUCAAGAAAAAAAGGACACAAUACCAAAGACUUCAAGAGAUGAAGACUCAGGACUCAGGGAAGGGAAGACUUCACAGCAAUCUUCUGUAUCCCCCACCAGCCAGCCAUUCAUUGUGGAGGAAAACAGGCAGGAGGUCAGCUAUUUUAGCAAGUACUCUGAGGCAGCUGAGCUUAGAAGCACUGCUUCCAUCUUGGCUACGCAAGAGCCCGAGGUGACCGUGGGUCCUUUUAAGCUAAGGUCAAGAAAACAGCGGACUUUGUCGAUGAUAGAAGAAGAGAUCAGAGCAGCCCAGGAACGAGAGGAGGAACUGAAGAGACAGAGGCAAGGUCUACAGAUGGCACAGAGUCCCAUCACAAAGAGCGCGCCUCCACUGCCCACCAGAACGGUGGCUUACAAAACUGCUCCAGGGAAGAUAGAGAAGAUCAGGCCUCCUCCAUCCCCGACAACAGAAGGUCCCCUCUCCCAGUCUGACUUACUGCCUGACGAGGCUGCAGGAUCCCAGAGGCCCAAGAAUUUGCUGCAGACCCUCAUGGAGGAUUAUGAAACACACAAAACUAAGAGGCGUGAGAGGAUGGAUGACAGCAGUUACACCUGUCAAUUACUGUCUAGCAAGGUUACUUCCGAGGUCCUUGAGGCUACCAGGGUGAAUCGCAGGAAGAGUGCCCUGGCACUGCGCUGGGAGGCUGGAAUUUACGCCAACCAGGAAGAGAAUGAAUAAUCCCCUUGCAAUAAAACGGGUGUUUCAGACCGAGGAACCAAACAAACAAACAAAAAAAAAGCAGCAUCAUUUAAUCCGAUAUUUAUUAAAGAUCCAACAAGCUCACUGAUCCACAGAGACAGGAUUGCGCCAUCUCCAGGCACCAUUAAGCGAAAGAGAAAAACCCACCCACAAAAUCCACACACACCCAAAAAAGAAUGAGAGGAUGUUAGGCGUGGACUGGUCAAGGAAGGGUGUCAUCGCCAUUGGCAGAAGCAGCAGCAGCAGACCCGUUGCAACAGAUCAGCAUGAGAGGCUGAAGGAGUUGGCAAAAACUUAAGGCAGGGCAAAUAUAUGUGCUUCCUUCUAACUGAAUUUCCAGCCCUGCUUUGUAUCAACGAGAGAGUUUGGCCCAGGGUAGCCUGUUGUGUCACCAGGCUUCCUUUGGACUUGCCUGUAGCUUCUCCAUCAUCGCACCUGCUGCAUUAAGAACGUUAAUGUUACUUUGGUUUACUCCAGAGAGCCAUAAAAUGCAAUGAUUUAUUGUUUUUGCUCUUAUUUGCAGGGGGGGGUGAAGAUCCCCCCCCCUUUCUCUUAAUUUUUCAUUUAAAAAUUGGAGGCUGUUAUUGCAAAUGUACAAUCCAUGUUUUGCAAUCAGAAUAUUUAAUAAAGUAUCCUGGUCUGUUGCAAACACAAUCUGUCAGUUUAGGAGAGAGCUGGGGGGAAUGCCAAGCCAAACGGAUAACCUUAGCUUUAGGAUCCUGUAUACUUGCAAUAUGAACUGGUCUCCAGUUUCUCAGUGCAUAUUUACAUAACUUUCUAAAUAUACAAUCUGUAUUUAGCGGGCAAUGCCUAUUUUUAUGAUGGGUGUGGGCAGAGGCAUAUGUACAAAAUGAAUAAAGGUUGAAUAACCUGAAUCAGAAAGGUAAGAGGGGAACACACUCAAAAAAAUGACAUUUAAUUUUUUCGGAGGCAAUAAUUUAAUCAAGCCAGAUGCUGGCACAAACAGAGGUAUGAAACAAAGGAAAAAAGUUAUGUCUUUAACUAUAUUUAUACAGAGUAAAAGGCCUUGGAGUUAAGGUAGAGUAUGCAGGUUUCCAGGAAAUAAAAAGUUAAAGAAAGUAAUAGAGAGUGUGUGUGAGAGAGAAGCAAGAAAAAAGAUUAUUUUUGCUGUUCAGUGUUUUCAGAGCUAAAAGCAAAAUAGAGAACCUUUAGUUUGUGCGUAGGCUUGGAAUCAGUGACGAAGGGUGUUGUGUGUCUGGGUGUGAGUGAGCACAUGUGUGUGAGGUUGGAAUCCUAGAAUGAACAAGAGCUAUGGGUGUACAGAUUUAUUUUCUCCAAAGCUGUUUGCCAGCUAUGGGGGUGAGUGAGAAUUUCUUUUUUAUGAAAAGAGAUAUAAAAUGGCACUGAGCUGAUGCAGUAUUUGUAAUAUUAAAAUUUGACCUGAUAUGGUAUUUGCAUGAAUCACAAUUGCGAAGUAUUGAGCAGUUUUGUAAGCUGACAUUUAGAAAAGAAAUGUGGUAUUUAUUCUUGUGCUUUGUAUUCAUACGUAGUAUAGAGGCUGCCAGGUUUACUCUUUCUUUUCAUGCAAAGCAAUACAAUACGUAUUUUACAACCGGGAACCAUAAUUUCUGGACUAGAAAUUACCAAGUUUAGGAGACAUAUACAUGUAUGUAUUGUUUUUAUACACCUAAAAUUAUUAUUUUAACUUCUUUUUAAAUCAGCCAAGAGGCUGACGCUCCCCGAAAUCCCUCUUCUGUUUUCAUACUGCUCUGUGACCUGACAUGGUGUUUUAGUCCGAGGCUCACCUAAAAUGGCUUUAGAUACUGUGAACAUUAUUCUGGUGCUUUUAUUGGGCAAACAGAGAGCCUGCAACCAAAACAACUUAUUGUUUUUAAUUUCUUUCCAGCCUGUGGUUUGACACACAUCUCACAGGUUCCUUUACACGGUCAAAGAUUUUGAAGCCCGUGUUCAGGGAUUGUAGUAAAAGUGGCAAUAAGCAUUCAUUAAACCUGUUCUGUGAAUUACCUAUUAACAAAAGAAAACUCUUUUGAACUGGGCAAUGUCUUGUAUUGAUUUCUUUAAAGUGUGUCAUACUUAAGAGUAUACACACAUACAAAUAGACCAGCUGUAAAUGCCAAUCUAGUCAAUUCGGACCCAGUUCAAUAAAGGUGUGUUAGUGUUACCAGUAGACUAUAGGAAGUAUAAUUCCACACGCUCAGCAGUCUGUUGCUCAGCUGAUGAGCAGGUAUUGUGUGUAGUAACACUUACAGGAGUUGCACACCCGUAUUGAGAGGGGGUUUGGAUCCCUCUUAGUUUGAGGAGAACAGAGAUGAAUCUUGGAAAGCACUUCUCUAGCAAUAUUACAUGUAUCAAGCUGUAUGUCAUAAGUGGCUCAUUACUGAGAAAUGGUCUUACAUCAAGGCACGUACAUUUGAACUUCUCACUGCAGUGGUUGGAUUCUUACAGCUUUUGCUCCCUUUGAAAUGAAUUUGCUUCUCCCUCUGCAUGGUUGCCACCUAGGGUUGAGGGCAUUGUCAGGAGUUCCUGGCUCUCUCUUACCUUUUAAGAAACAUGCAUCUGUUGUUUUCUUGGGGGAUUAUUUUUUGUAAGUAAAAAAUAAAUAACUAAAUAAAACAUUGGAUGUCACUUCUUCAGCUUUAUAUUGCUUGUCACGGGGCAUCUCCUGCUUUGUGUGCUCCUUCCGCCCCCAACUCCUGCUGUGAAAAUAAAGUCAAUCGCCUAUAAAACCAGUGUGGUUUUGCCAUCUUGGAAUCCUUUGUGCUGGGAUGGAAUCUAAGCAGCAUUUUCACAUAUCCUGCAAUAAAAAAAUGUUUGCAUGUACCAGUCGAGUAUAGCUAACCUCUACCACCCACCCCUUUCUCUUCCAGAAAUUAUGGAAGCAAAAUCAUUCUUGUCAGCAGCACAUGGUUCGGUGCUAUGAUAACUUAAAUGCUAUGCAGUUUACUUGCCUCUUUAUUUCAGUUGCAUGCUACCAAGCAUAUAGGUCUAUAAAUAUAGGCAGGCAUACAUCUCUAUAUAUAAAUAAAUCAAAUGCAACAAAGGAACACUACUGCCAAAUUAACUUGGUCUCCACAAAAGAAAUGAUAAAAAAACCUUUUCUGUGACAAAGACUGGUUUUAGUGCAAGUGUGUAAUGAAAAAUAGUUAAGCAUUAGAAUUGUAACUGUCCAGUUUUUGGUUACAAAUGCAGGUUUCCUGAGUUGCAGCUUUUUGAAACAACAAGAAGUUUUGGCUUCAUCUUGUUCCUUAUCCAGAUUAUGAGACAGUAAAAACAAAAACAGUGAUUUGUUUUACAGCCAAAAGGUGGCGCUGUUGUCGUGUUUUAUCAACCAAUCUGACCAGCCCUGGUUUUCUGUAUACAUUAACCACUUAAAUGUUAUUCUGCUUUUGUUUCCUGGUGACUGUGAGGCAUACAAUGCAAGUAUAUUGUUAUUUUCUCAUUAAAACAGAAAACUGUGUUGAGUUUCUA